AUGUCCUCCCUCAACUCUGGUGCUUCGGCCACCCCGGCCGCGGCUCGUGAUUAUGACCCUGAAAUCAACGAUAUGGCUAGCUACAUUCAUAAUUACAAAAUCAAUUCAGAUCUUGCGUUUGAUACUGCCCGCUUUGUCUUUCUUGACACCCUAGGAUGUGGGUUGGAGGCUUUGAAAUUCAAGGAGUGCACGAAACUCCUGGGCCCCAUUGUUGAAGGCACCAUUGUCCCCAAUGGCACCAAGGUGCCUGGAACUCCAUAUCAGCUCGACCCUGUCAAUGGUGCUUUCAACAUCGGUGCUAUGGUCCGCUGGUUGGACUACAAUGAUUGCUGGUUGGCUGCUGAGUGGGGCCAUCCUUCUGACAACUUGGGCGGCAUCCUAGCUGUGGCUGACUGGAUCUCACGUACUAACCGCGCUGGAGGGUCCCUGGGCAAUGGCAAGAUUCCCACUGUCCGUGAUGUGCUUGAAGCGAUGAUAAAGGCCCAUGAAAUCCAGGGUGUUCUUGCUCUCGAGAACUCGUACAACAAGGUUGGCCUGGAUCACGUGGUUUUGGUCAAGGUUGCUACCACUGCAGUGGUCUCCAAGCUGCUUGGUCUGAAUGAGAAGCAGACUGCCGAUGCCAUCACCCAGGCCUGGGUUGAUGGCCAGAGCUUGCGAACUUACAGACACUCCCCCAACACCAUGUCGAGAAAGUCGUGGGCUGCUGGUGAUGCAUGCCAGCGCGCGGUCAACCUCGCCCUUAAGGUCCAGAAGGGAGAACCUGGCGUACCCACCGUUCUCUCUGCUCCAGUCUGGGGCUUUUACGAUGUCCUGUUCAAGGGCAACAAGUUCAAGUUCCAGCGCCCUUAUGGCAGCUACGUGAUGGAGAAUGUGCUCUUCAAGGUCUCCUAUCCUGCUUCCGUUAACGUGCUAUAUUCAGCUGAAUUCCACUCGCAAACCGCCAUUGAGGCUGCCACCCACGUCAACAAGAAGUUGGCUAGCAUGGGUAAAUCCGCCAAAGACAUCAAGGAUGUCACCAUCCGCACUCACGAGGCCUGCGUCCGUAUCAUCGACAAACAAUUCAAGCCCAUGGACAACUUCGCUGAUCGCGACCACUGCAUCCAGUACAUGGUUGCUACCAUGCUCACCUUCAACCGUCUCCUUGCAACUGAUUACACCGACGGCUCCGAAGCAGCUACCUCUGAGCUCCUUGAGUCUCUCCGCAAGCGCAUCAAGUGCGUUGAGGACCCCCAGAUGACCAAGGACUACCACGACCCAAGCCUCCGUACAAUUCCCAACGCACUAACCGUCACCCUCAACGACGGUACCGUUCUUGAUGAGGUCGUCGUCGAUGCCCCUCUCGGCCACCGCCUGCGCCGCGAGGAGGCGAAGCCUGAAAUCCUCGCCAAGUACAAGAGACACCUUGAAGGACACUAUGACGCUGCCAAGGUUGAGCAACUCAUUAAGCUUGGUCUUGAUCAGAAAGGGCUUGAGUCUAUGGAUGUUGAUAAAUAUGUUGAUUUGUAUGUUAAGGAGAAGGUCGAUUUCUAA
Histoplasma mississippiense is the source of this 1530-nucleotide messenger RNA. RefSeq names its product 2-methylcitrate dehydratase. Gene Ontology annotation, molecular function: 2 iron, 2 sulfur cluster binding; 2-methylcitrate dehydratase activity. The transcript has 4 exons. The record is from RefSeq and is a predicted model, not a curated record. Gene Ontology annotation, cellular component: mitochondrion. NCBI's taxonomy places the organism in Eukaryota, Fungi, Ascomycota, Eurotiomycetes, Onygenales, Ajellomycetaceae. The coding region runs from base 1 to 1530 and encodes 509 amino acids.